GAUUGAUGUGGAGGGGAGAUUCAUUUGGGAAGGGAUUCUGGCUGCCCUGGGAGCUGCUGCAUGUCAGGCUCACUCUCAGGGCUCUGGUGACUUGUAGAUAACAGGAUUGUUCUGGUGGUUCUCUUCUAUAACGGUCAAAAUGGUGAUCAAAGUCUUUGUAGCCACAUCCUCUGGGUCUACAGCGAUUAAGAAGAAACAGCAAGAAGUAGUGGGCUUCUUAGAGGCCAACAAGAUUGACUUUAAGCAAAUGGACAUAGCUGGUGAUGAGGACAACAGGAAAUGGAUGAGAGAGAACGUCCCAGGUGAAAAGAAGCCACAAAAUGGAAUCCCCCUCCCUCCACAGAUCUUCAAUGAGGAGCAGUACUGUGGGGACUUCGAAUCCUUCUUCUCUGCCAAGGAAGAAAACAUUAUUUAUUCAUUCCUGGGUCUGGCACCUCCUCCGGGUACAAAGGAGGCGAAAACUGCUGAAGAGACAUCAAACCUUCCAAACGGUGAAGUUUCGGGUGAAGAGCACAAAGUUGUGGAAGAGACUGAAAAGUCUGAAGUAACUGAAGAAAAUGAGGCACACACAGAAGACAAUGUAGAUGCAGUCGCUAAUUCUAUUGAACUGCCAUCAGAAGAGCAACAGGAAAAGGAGGAAGAACACCCAGGGACAGAGGUGCAGUAGAAUGUUCAGACACUAUGUUUUCAAUUAUGGUGUGUGCAUGCCUGCAGUGCUCACUCAUCCCCAUCUACUCCAACAGAAGUUAGAAAAUUCACAAAUCUCUGUGACAUCUACCCACUUCCAAACUCAAAAUACUGAUAUUAAAGUCUGGUUAGGGACAAUUAUUGUUCAGUGCCCUUAUCUAACUGGUUGAGCAGAAGACCUUUGACCUUGAUAAUUAGAAACGAAAUGAAAAGAACCUUUCCUUCAAAGGCUCUUUAAUAAAAUUUCCUGUGGGUUCCCAGACACUCGUUCCCUUUGAAACUCAUUAAUUUAAAACGAUCUUGAUUAUGCUUUACAAAUAUCUUGAAUCCCUAAAAACCAUCCUUCCAUUUAAGGUAUUGUUGUCUACACAGGGCAACUUUUCCCUGCCCAAGAUUCUUAGAGCCUAUCCAGGGUUGCAGGUUUAUGUUCUAAAUCUU
Messenger RNA from Terrapene triunguis (Three-toed box turtle), 1125 nucleotides. Its product is annotated as SH3 domain-binding glutamic acid-rich protein-like. Gene Ontology annotation, cellular component: cytoplasm. The transcript has 6 exons. The record is from RefSeq and is a predicted model, not a curated record. Lineage: Eukaryota; Metazoa; Chordata; Testudines; Emydidae. Bases 140 to 667 code for a protein of 175 amino acids.